Molecule: messenger RNA, 1103 nt
Organism: Microdochium trichocladiopsis
Lineage: Eukaryota; Fungi; Ascomycota; Sordariomycetes; Xylariales; Microdochiaceae
Exons: 1
Coding region: 333-1010 (225 amino acids)
Source: RefSeq, a predicted model, not a curated record
CGCGGGUUCCAACCUCUCCUUGCCCUGUAGGUGUUUCGAGCGUCGUCAACCUUGGAGUUUAUGUUGCGAACCAUGAUGCUGACCAGGAGAGGAGACUCUGGAGCUGGUCGGACCGACAAAACCGAGAGUUUCGAGCGGGUUGUGCAGGAACCACUUGGUCUCGCGUUGAACUUGAGUUCGUUGUGGGGAGAUGCCGUUCUUGAAUGCAGUAGUCAGAUAAGUAGUAACGUGGGAAGCGGUUCCGAAGAGGGCGUUGAGUCCUUUGACUGCGUGAGUUUGCAAGCCAGGCAAGUUGUGUAGUCGUGUCAAGACAACAACAACAACCGUCGUGUAUGAGUAUUCCACGGCGGCCGGCCAUAUAUGACGGACAUGAUGGGUGCCUUGUGGGCCAUGACUGGGCCGAGCCGCUGUCACGGCGAGGCAGACGGCACAGCUGCGAGCCAUCUGAGGCAUCGGGAGGAGACGAAGCAGGAGACGACGACGCAUCAAUCGGUGGGUUUGGUGCAGGUCAAGUAGAGGAGCGUGGCGGCGGCGUGAGUGGGCAAAGAGAGCAAACCGCGGUGUGCUCGACGCAGUCAGAUGUGGUCAGCCGUCUUUGUUUGCGAGGUGCAGCAGAGGCAGGCCCUGUGGUAGCAGUCAGAUGCUCUCCACGCUCUGGGUGUUCUGGUCCGCGCGGGACAAAGAAGCCACGGCUUGCUCAUCUCACUCCCUUUGACGGCGAGGUGGGCGGACUAUUAUUGUUCUUGCAGAGCAGAGUCCUUGUGCGUUGGCAUUGUGUCUGGGACGUGGCUUUUGAUCAGCAGACGAAUGGGCCAGCUGCCCAGGUGGAAUUCUACGCCGCCCCACGACUGCCCGCGCAUCUUCCCCGGGCUGGCAAAGGUAACGAUGAUGAUGAUGUCUGUUGGCAGGUCCCAUUGUGUUGGGGGCGUGGACGCACGUGGUUGGUGCAAGUGGGCGUCGGCUGCUGCCGAGAAUGGCUCUGCCCCAGAGAGCCAACUAACGGCAGCUAAUUGGCAAGUGGCAGUUGUGACAGCUAGUUCACUGCCUCUCUGCCAGGCGUCCUCCCCGACGUAGGUACAGGCUCUUCAUCGGGAUCUCAUAAG